Messenger RNA from Aaosphaeria arxii CBS 175.79, 2664 nucleotides. RefSeq lists its product as uncharacterized. Gene Ontology annotation, cellular component: nucleolus. NCBI's taxonomy places the organism in Eukaryota, Fungi, Ascomycota, Dothideomycetes, Pleosporales. Gene Ontology annotation, biological process: ribosomal small subunit biogenesis. The transcript is spliced from 2 exons. The record is from RefSeq and is a predicted model, not a curated record. The coding region runs from base 48 to 2597 and encodes 849 amino acids. Gene Ontology annotation, molecular function: RNA binding; protein binding.
GUCUCGAACUUUUUUCCUGGGCUCUCACGACAGACGUUCCAUGCGCGAUGCGCCAACGACAAUUCUCGGGCCCAAAGUUGCCAAAAGAACUUCGUGAUAAAUUCGACCCUGCAAAUGCAGGCAAGAACGGACGCCGAAACUAUGGAUCGUUGAACCGCAAGGAGCGCCGGAAGGCGGAGCGAGAGGAGCAGAAGUCACAACGGAGGCAACCUACAGGUCGCAAUGCCUCACGAUAUUCCCGACAAGAGCCAGAGUCCGAGGAAGAGGACGAUGAAGCAGAUUUCAGUGAGGAGGAAGCACCGCCACCGAAGGCGUCAUCCUCAAAAACGGAACCUUCUCAACCAUCAAAGAGUAUCCUGAAGAAGUCUCAAAAGGAAGCACGCCCCGAACCACAAAAAGAACCCUCCCCACCACCGAACCCAAAAUUAUCGAGAUCUACCCGAGAUAGACUAGAACACGAGGAUGCCGAAAUCGCCGCGCUUGAGAAGAAGCUGGGUAUAAAGGGAAAGAAGUCUAAGGGUGAAUUUGAUGAUGGUCUCGAAGAUCUGUUUGGAGAUUUGGGAGAUUUUGACAGCGGGGACGAACUGGAUGCUUUGCGACCAUCCAAGCGCAAGAGGGACAGUGGGGAUGAUGACUGGCUUGCGCAAAAGAGACAGAAAGCACUGGGGAAAGCACCAGAGAGCUCGGAUGAAGAGGAGGGCUUUGAUGAUGAUGAUGAUGAUGAUGACUUUGGAUCGGAUGACGAGCUCGAGGAUCUCGACGGAGAGGACGGUGAAAGUGGCUCUGAACAAGAUGAAGACGAUGAGGGAAGUUUCGAGGAUUUCGGCAGCGAUGACGAUGCACUUGAAGAAGAACCCGAAGCACCAAAGCCGCGUGUUCGAGAAAACCCCUACGUGGCCCCUGUGGUGACAGCGUCACAACAACCUGCAAAGUACAUACCGCCUGCGCUUCGAGGUGCCCCAUCCUCAGAUGCAGAAGCUCUUGCACGGCUCAAGCGACAGAUCCAAGGUCUCCUCAACAGGCUGUCAGAGGCCAACAUACUCUCAAUUUUGCGCGACAUUGAGCAAGUGUAUCAGAAUAAUGCCCGAGGCUAUGUCAACAACACGCUUGUCGAUUUACUUCUUGGACUGCUUGCCGAUGAGUCGUCUUUGCUAGAUACAUUCCUCAUUCUCCACUCUGGGUUCAUUGCGGCGGUUUACAAGGUGAUCGGAACUGACUUUGUUGCGCAAAUGAUUGAACGUAUCGUUGCCGAGUUCGAUAGGCACUACCAGAACAACAAGAAUGGUGCUGGCAAACAAACGACCAAUCUGAUAUCUGUCAUUGCACAGCUCUACUCAUUUCAGGUCGUUGGCAGUAACUUGGUGUUCGAUUACAUCAAGCUGUUCCUAGCAGAGCUGUCCGAGAUCAACACCGAGCUCCUUCUGAGGAUCGUAAAGAUUUCCGGUUCGCAAUUGAGACAGGAUGAUCCUACGUCUUUGAAGGAUAUUGUCCUCCUUCUCCAGAAAUCUGUCGCACAGGUUGGCGAGAAAAACCUUCCCGUGCGAACCAAGUUCAUGAUCGAAACCAUUAACAACCUGAAAAACAACAAAAUGAAGGCCGGCGUGGCAGCGUCCGCGCUGGUGAGCGAACAUACAACGAGGAUGAAGAAGCAUCUAGGCUCGUUGAACAACCGAAAUCUCAAGGGCACGGAACCGCUGCGCAUAGGUCUUGCCGAUGUCAAGAAUACGGACAAGAAGGGAAAAUGGUGGCUCGUCGGUGCUAGUUGGAGGAAUGAUAUGGCAAAUGAGCCCUCGCAGCCAAAGGACAAACCCGCCAGCGUACCUGAAUCUACCACCAGUAUCGGUGGAGAGAACGGCGACGUCGAUCUACUCCAACUUGCAAGGGAACAACGCAUGAACACGGAUAUUCGUCGCGCAAUCUUUGUGACGAUUAUGUCUGCGAGCGAUGCAAAGGAUGCUCAUAUGCGUCUGAUGAAACUAAAUCUGAAGAAAUCUCAAGAACUGGAGAUUCCCAGAGUCAUCGUCCACUGUUCCGGCUGUGAGGAAAACUACAAUCCUUACUACACGCUCUUGGCCCGAAAAUUCUGCACAGACUACAAGGCAAGAAAGUGUUUUCAAUUCACCUUGUGGGAUCUUUUCAAGAGUCUAGGUGAGAAGAAGGGAGACGAUGAAGCCUCCGACGACGAGGACGAGGAACGCAAUACCGAUGUAUCAUUGCGAAAACUUGUCAACCUGGGCAAAUUAUACGGAACGCUGAUCGCCAAAGACGGUCUCUCGAUCACCAGUAUCAAGAAUCUGAGUCUUACGCAUCUAAAGCCGAAGACGAAGACGUUCAUCGAGAUAUUGCUAGUCACAGUCAUCCUCCAAUCACAACAGAAAGCCAAAGGAGGCCGGGAUGAGAAGGGAUUGUUGGAAGUCUUUAUCAACGUGGAUAACACUCCCCAGAUGAUCCCGGAACUGCAAUUCUUCCUCAAGAAGGUGGUAUCUAAGACAGGCAUUACUGCGAAUGCAGCGGAGAAGGAGACAGUGCAAUGGGGCUGUAAGUCGGUGAACGGGAUGCUGUUGAGGUUGCUGGCUACUGCGAACCUUGACAACUAGAGAUGGAGUUUUGGAUCAAAAACCGCGAUACCAUAGAUAUGAGUUAUUAUCUGCCUUGAACUAAGAC